Messenger RNA from Lindgomyces ingoldianus, 861 nucleotides. Its product is annotated as phospholipase/Carboxylesteras-like protein. Gene Ontology annotation, cellular component: cytoplasm. Gene Ontology annotation, biological process: protein depalmitoylation. Gene Ontology annotation, molecular function: palmitoyl-(protein) hydrolase activity; carboxylic ester hydrolase activity. The transcript is spliced from 2 exons. Bases 25 to 759 code for a protein of 244 amino acids. NCBI's taxonomy places the organism in Eukaryota, Fungi, Ascomycota, Dothideomycetes, Pleosporales, Lindgomycetaceae. The record is from RefSeq and is a predicted model, not a curated record.
GUUCAACAACACUUGGAUUGCAUCAUGCCGGGUCGACUUCCCAUGAAGAGUGACUUUCCAUCUUCACUUGAACUAAGCAUUACUCCUCCACCGUCGUCACAACCUCCCACGAACGUCCUCGUCCUCCUUCACGGUCUCGGAGAUACCAACGAACCAUUCACGAAGCUUGGUCAACAACUUUCCCUGCCCGAAACUGUGUGUAUAUCUGUGCAAGCUCCAAACCCUCUCCCUUUCUUCCUCAGUGGCUUCAAUUGGAGCGAUGACCUCGUCAUCGACCAAAAUACCCAUAAACUAGAUGGAGAUGUGGGCUUCAAGGUCUCUACUCGCCUCAUACUGGAUAGCGUAAUCUGUGAAGGCCUCAUUGGGCAAUGUGGCUACAAGGCGCGCGAGAUAAUAGUCUUCGGAUACGGUCAAGGUGCCAUGGCUGGAUUACAAGCUGCCGCUGAACUUGAAGGAGACGAACUUGGCGGUGUUAUCAGCAUUGGAGGUGUGCUGCCACUAUCGCUGCCUCUGAAAGCCUUGGAGCGGAAGAGCAAGACCCCUGUGUUGGUUUGUAAGGGAUCACGCGGCUCUGCAGUCUCUGAUAGUGCCAUUACAAGGCUUAAGGAUGCCUUUGAGUUUUUGCAGCUCCAACAGUGGAAUGAGUAUGGGGAUAAGAUGCCAAGAAACCGCGAGGAAAUGCUUCCCAUUAUGCAGUUUUUUGCUAGAAGGUUGCGGAGCACUCGAGGCGUACCUGCUGGCGGCGUGGAACUUACGUGACGUGGAUUUUUCCCGACAAGCAAGCAACCUUAUACCAUGGGCACCAAAGAAAACAUGAUAUGUCUAGCCUAAUCUCCUCUACUAGUGUGAUGAGGAGACUGG